AGAUGCAGGCCACAAGGCUUUGCAGGUUUUUGGCUCAGUUCUGCAGUAGGUGGAGGUCUCUAGCAUCCCUGGCAUUGUGAUAUUGCAGCAAAGAGGGACAGCAGUGGGGUGCUGUGCUGUCUCGAGUGCUAUGAAAGCUUGCACGGAAAGCUUAUUUGCUGUGCCCUUUAUGGCCAGAAAUCCGUACAGUAACAGCCCCAUCAAAGGAGACAGACUAUUUUUUUUUUUUUAGCAGUGGUGUCUGAUUCUUCUGCUGCUCUUUGGAGCUGGAAGAAUUAAGGGAAAGGGAGGUAAAACUGCCCAGCGGCUACAAGACUGGAGAACCGCAGCACCGUUAUUGGCAGGAAAAGUCAGAACUGAUCUGAACUGGCUCCUUAUCCCCAUCUCGUGCUGUGUAGUGGUGAAAGUUCCCUGCUUCGGGUGGCGGACUUUGACUCUUGUAGCUUAAAAGUAAAUGCAAAGGCUCCUCCUGCGCCUGAGGAAAGAACCAGGCUGAUCUGGCUGCUGGGAACGAUCACGGCUGUAUUGGGACUGUCCACAGGAGCAGACCUGCACUGUCUAACCUCUGACGUGCCUCUUUCCAGCUUCAUCAAGGACCGCUCCAAGGCCGGCGCAUUGCCUAUGAAAAGCAAGAAGGCCUCCAGCUUUCAUGAGUUUGCCCGCAGUACCAGCGACGCCUGGGACAUCGGCGAUGACGAAGAUGAGGACUUCUCUUCCUCCUCUUCCUCUUUGCAAACUCUGAACUCUAAAGUGGCCAAGGCCACAGCAGCCCAGGUUUUAGAGAACCACAGCAAGCUGCGGGUGAAACCCGAGCGGGCCCAGUCUACUCUCGGUGACAUGCCCACCAACUGCAAGGUCAUCAAGUCCAGCAGUGAGGCCCAGCUCUCCAGGACUUCUGAGGAGGCCUGUGUGCGGACCCCCCUUCAGAAGCAGCAGUCCCUUCCCCUUCGACCUGUCAUUCCACUUGUUGCCCGAAUCUCUGACCAAAAUGCUUCUGGUGCUCCCCCCAUGACUGUGAGGGAGAAAACGCGGCUGGAGAAGUUUCGACAGCUCCUUUCCAGUCACAACACAGACCUGGAUGAGCUGAGAAAAUGCAGCUGGCCUGGUGUACCUAGAGAGGUCCGGCCUGUGACAUGGCGUCUCCUCUCAGGCUAUCUUCCUGCAAACUCGGAGCGUCGAAAGCUGACUUUGCAGCGCAAGCGGGAGGAGUACUUUGGCUUCAUUCAGCAGUAUUACGAUUCCCGGAAUGAGGAGCACCAUCAAGACACCUACCGACAGAUCCACAUUGACAUUCCAAGGACCAACCCACUCAUUCCCCUCUUCCAGCAGCCACUCGUCCAGGAGAUUUUUGAAAGAAUCCUGUUUAUCUGGGCCAUUCGACACCCAGCCAGCGGCUAUGUACAGGGAAUCAAUGACCUGGUCACUCCGUUCUUUGUUGUGUUCCUCUCUGAGCAUGUUGAGGAGGAUGUGGAAAACUUUGAUGUGACAAACCUGUCGCAGGAUGUUCUACGGAGCAUCGAAGCUGAUAGCUUUUGGUGUAUGAGCAAGCUGCUGGAUGGGAUACAGGACAACUACACCUUUGCACAGCCGGGGAUCCAGAAGAAAGUCAAAGCUCUAGAGGAGCUAGUCAGCCGGAUCGAUGAGCAGGUACAUAAUCACUUUAGGAAGUACGAGGUCGAAUACCUGCAGUUUGCCUUUCGCUGGAUGAACAACUUGCUUAUGAGGGAGCUGCCUCUUCGCUGUACCAUCCGCCUCUGGGACACCUACCAGUCAGAGCCAGAAGGAUUCUCACAUUUCCACCUGUAUGUCUGCGCUGCCUUCUUGAUCAAGUGGCGGAAGGAGAUCCUAGAUGAGGAAGACUUCCAGGGCCUUCUGAUGUUGUUACAAAACCUGCCCACAAUACACUGGGGUAACGAAGAAAUUGGACUCCUGCUCGCUGAAGCCUACAGACUCAAGUACAUGUUUGCAGAUGCCCCCAAUCAUUACCGCCGAUAGGUGCCCAGACUUGACUCAUUCUUCUCUCCCAUGCCCGCUCCGUCGUCCUGGCCUGAUCUGAUCACUGUGGCAUUUUUGUCAUCCCAAGUCCUUAGACACUCCAGCUGGGAGCUGAUCCUUGCUGUACAGAGCUCACAUCAACUCUUAACUCUUAACGUGUGCCUGUCUGCCACUCCAUGCGCCUGGAUGUGCCAUUUUGAUGACUGUCAGUAUUUUACACCGUGCUGGAGGCUCAAGCCAGGAAGGGAGACCUUAAGGGGCUGGGGGAGACCAUGGAGGGAAGGUUUACAGAUAAACCAGAGCUGAAGAUGAAGCCUUUCUGUCCUCUCCACUCCCUGUCCUGGGCUUGUCUGCCUCAUGUUAACCUGCACCACGUGCGCUACCCCAUCUACUCCUUUCUCUCUUCUGACACUGUUUGCGCCAUCUCCCAGACGAAAAUGCCUUAUCAGAGACCUGCCUGGCCGGAAAAUCCUUCCCCAUGAGGGUGGCAGGGCAAGAAGUUUCUCUCAGGGCCUACCUUCGCUCCGAGGGUCCAGAGACCCCAAGCACUUUGUGGGUUCACAAGAGAGUCCCUCGUGCCUGCCCUCUCUCCUUCUCUCCAUCCUCUUCACCUACCUCUCCCCCAGGGCAGCAGGGCAGGCAUGACAGGGGCGAUGAGCACUCCAUCCACAUACAGUUCGAAUUAUGCGUGCCAGCUUGAUGGAACUUUUGGUGACUGAUGUUCUGUGAGUACAGCCCCCUCCAGUGUGGGGGGGAGGUGCAGGGCGGGGCUGGUAGGGGAGCAAUAUCUCCCAAAAGCUCCUUACAAAGCCCCCACUCCUCCGGGGUGUUCUGUGUAUAUUGUGUUCUUGUGUAUAUGGGUCAAAGAUGUACAAUAUAUGUCUUCUCUUUGUAGCAGAUUUUAUAUUUA
Molecule: messenger RNA, 2905 nt
Organism: Chiroxiphia lanceolata (lance-tailed manakin)
Lineage: Eukaryota; Metazoa; Chordata; Aves; Passeriformes; Pipridae
Gene: TBC1D22B
Product: TBC1 domain family member 22B
Exons: 12
Coding region: 622-1995 (457 amino acids)
Biological process (GO): activation of GTPase activity
Molecular function (GO): GTPase activator activity
Source: RefSeq, a predicted model, not a curated record